AUGGGCAACUUUGCUGCCAACGAGGGACUGUCCAUCUUUGUCAUUCUGGUGUGGCUGGGGAUCAAUGCUUUCCUGUUCGUCCAUUUCUACAUGGCCUUUCUCACCGAGAGAUGGUUUUACACCAGGGUCCUCCUCGGGCAUGCCUUGUCCUGGGCCCGGGCACCUGCAGCCUGUCUCAACUUCAACUGUAUGCUGAUUCUACUACCUGUCUGUCGAAACCUUCUCUCCUUCCUGCGUGGAACCAUCCAGUGUUGCAGCCGCACAGCCGCCCGUCAACUGGACCGGAACCUCACUUUUCACAAACUGGUGGCUUACAUGAUCGCCUUCCACACAGCUGUCCACAUCAUAGCCCACUUGUUUAACUUCGAGUGGUUUAUGGACGCCCAGCUGAAUCGAAACACCAGUUUUCUGACUUUUGUGCUAUCUGAGAUUGGCACCGGGGACAACGCCUCCUUCCUGAAUCCGAUCAGGACCAAUGAAACUAAUCCAACCAUAGUAAUGUUCACUACUAUUGCCGGGCUGACGGGCGUGGCCAUCACCCUGGCUCUCAUUCUCAUCAUCACCUCCUCCAUGGAGGUCAUCCGAAGGUCAUACUUUGAGGUCUUCUGGUACACACACCACCUCUUCGUCAUCUUCUUCAUUGGCCUGGUGUUCCAUGGCUAUGGGCGAAUUGUACGGGGGCAAACUGCCGCCAGCCUGCAGAAACACAGCCCACUGCAGUGUUCUGACCAGUUUGACAUCUGGGGGAAGAACGGGACCAACUGCCCUGAACCAAAAUUCGCUGGAAAUCCCCCAGGGACGUGGAAGUGGGUGGUGGGUCCAAUGAUUCUGUAUGUGUGCGAGAGGCUGGUUCGAUUCUACCGCUCACAGCAGAAAGUGGUCAUCACCAAGGUGGUGAUGCACCCCUCCAAGACUCUGGAGUUGCAGAUGAAAAAGAAGGGUUUUCACAUGGAGGUGGGGCAGUAUGUCUUCAUCCAGUGCCCCUCGAUAGCUGCACUGGAGUGGCACCCCUUCACACUCACCUCUGCCCCUGAGGAGGAUCACUUCAGCGCCCAUAUCCGCAUUGUGGGGGAUUGGACACAGAAGCUGUACGAGGCCUGCGGAGGGGACAAGACUGAGACUCAGGAGGCCUGGAAGCUUCCCAAGAUUUUAAUAGACGGCCCAUUUGGGACGGCCAGUGAAGACGUUUUCCGGUAUGAAGUGGUGAUGCUGGUGGGUGCCGGGAUUGGGGUGACUCCUUUUGCCUCCAUCCUGAAGUCGGUGUGGUACAAACACAUCCAGAACAACCAGCAGGUCUUCACCAAGAAGAUCCACUUCUACUGGCUCUGCCCUGAGACACAGGCCUUCGAGUGGUUUGCAGAUCUGCUGCAGUCCCUGGAGGGCCAGAUGACUGAGAAGGGCAUGGCCGACUUCCUCAGGUACAACAUCUACCUCACCCGCUGGAAGGAGAGCGAGGCUGCUCACUUCAGGGUUCACCAUGAGGAAGAGAAUGACCCCAUCACGGGGCUGAAACAGAAGACUUUAUACGGCAAGCCAAACUGGGACAACGAAUUCUCCACUGUUGGCACAAAGCACCCGGGAACUAAAGUGGGUGUUUUCCUGUGCGGUCCCACCCAGCUGGGGAAAUCGCUGGAGAAGCAGUGUCUCUCCCAUACGGAGGGAGGUGUGGAGUUCAUUUUCAACAAGGAAAACUUCUAAGAGCUUUCUGGUCCCCUUCCUGCCGGCCAAAACGAUGG
Molecule: messenger RNA, 1736 nt
Organism: Lampris incognitus (smalleye Pacific opah)
Lineage: Eukaryota; Metazoa; Chordata; Actinopteri; Lampriformes; Lampridae
Gene: cybb
Product: cytochrome b-245 heavy chain
Exons: 13
Coding region: 1-1698 (565 amino acids)
Biological process (GO): defense response; superoxide anion generation
Cellular component (GO): plasma membrane; NADPH oxidase complex
Molecular function (GO): superoxide-generating NAD(P)H oxidase activity
Source: RefSeq, a predicted model, not a curated record